This is a messenger RNA of Penicillium argentinense, 696 nucleotides long. RefSeq lists its product as uncharacterized. The record is from RefSeq and is a predicted model, not a curated record. The transcript has a single exon. Lineage: Eukaryota; Fungi; Ascomycota; Eurotiomycetes; Eurotiales; Aspergillaceae. Bases 1 to 696 code for a protein of 231 amino acids.
AUGAAUGGCAUUGAGACUGCGAGCACUUACCACCACCAAAUCUCAUUUACUGGAUUCAACUGCCUCGGCCUUUCAAGCCGUCGAUGGCGCAUUGAGAUCACGUCUGAGGGUCUACCGCGCAAGUAUGGCGCACUAAUUGAGAAGAUGUGGCUGCCGGUUGAGAGCGGGAUAGACGACGAGCAGUCUUUAUACCGAUGGGUCGAGCUGUGGAAUCUUCAAGGCCCACGCGGCGAAGAGGGCUAUCUAGAAGGUAAUACGAUGUGGCAGGGUCGGACGGGCCCCGGUGUGAUUUUUAUCGAAAUGAUGUUGAGAGCGAGAGACUCCUUUGAUCCGUGGAUGUCUCAUCUAACAAAGGCGAUUUAUCACAGGGAUUCCUCUCUUGCGACGCUCAAACAUCUCAUUUUCUUGGACAUUGAUGUACUGAACACGUGGAAGUUUGUAACCCAGAAUAUAUACAAGCCGUGGACGGCGCUCAGCUCCUGCCAGGUCUGGGAGCCCGGGUCGAAGGAAUUCGAGGCCUCGCUCGGCACUAGACCUCGCCGUUGCCCGCGGGCCGCCCUCGUUUUUGCGGGCGGGGGGCCGGUAGCUCCUGCCCGAGGGCCAGGCGGGUCUUCUGCCCGCCCUCUGAGGGUGGCCCUCGAGACAUUUCGAGGGCCGACAAACAUGACAAACACAAAAAGUCCUGGGAUUGCAUAA